AUGUCGACCGAUCCGUCCCAAUCUCACAACCCAUUUUUGGCCUCACUAGCUACACCACAGCCGCCUCAAGAACGCAAGUCGAAUGCGAUCGACGAUCUUCUCGGUCUCGAUCUCGGCUCGCCUCAGCCUGCUGAGCUAGCAUCGCCUACGCAGGCGUCUUCUCUCACGAAGCAGCCUGCCAUGACCCCCUUUGUCGAUACAAAUGUGCCUCAUGGUCCAAACAUUUUGACGUCGUCUCCCGUCUCGAUGCACCCAUCCAAAAAUCCGUUCCUGGCCGCCCCAAGUGCCGAGUCCACAACGACGAGGGCGCCACCUGCUUCCGAGCCCGGCGCCCCAGUUCUAGGCGCGCCCAUCGCGGCGUCUCCAUUAGGCGCUGCAGAGCCCUUCAACUACCUUACAACUACGGCGACCUCGCCGGUCGCCAUGCCACCGAUCGGGUCGGAUCGCACCGCAGACCAGUCCACGACCGCGGCGACCCAUGCUCAAGAGCAAAUCGAUGCCGAUGCACAGCUCGCGCAGAGCCUAGCUGCUGCUGAUAUUCAUAACGAUACGCAAUGGUCCGUCAAAGACAUUGUGUGGCGUGGUCGUGAUGCCAAAAUUAUCAUGCAGAAUGAAAACGGCCCAUGUUCCCUGAUUGCGCUUACCAAUGUCUUGCUGCUCCAAAAUCGAGUGCAGAUUACACCACCAGACCGUCCUGCCGUAUCCUAUGCCUACGUAUCCGACAUGUUGGCUGAUUACUUGCUCGAGAUCCACGCGGACCCAACGCAGCUGAGCCGCGUGCUGAAUGUGUUACCCAAGCUUAUGCAGGGAUUCCAGAUCGACGUGUUCUUCGAUCAACCCACGCAUUUCGGCUCUGAUACAGGUGCAGACACAUCGGCAGAGCUCUUGCUCUUCCGUUUGGCACAGGUCCCGCUCCUUCAUGGCUGGCUGCCAGAUCCAUCGGACACUUCCUUGUACCGCUCUAUGCAGCAAGUGCGCAGCUACAACGGUGCUACCACGGCGCUUGCCAAUGAAGAGGCACAGUCAGUCCGGGACUCGUCGACCAAGGAGGUGCGCGAAUUCCUGCAUGCGUACCCCACGCAGCUUACGCCCUGGGGUCUCCAUGCCGUGUCGAAUGCGAUCCCACCGGGCGGACUUGCCGUGCUGUUCCGAAACUCUCAUCUGUCUGUCGUAUACCGUCGCCGUGAAGACGAGGGCGUCUCCUCGAUGCCGGCUCUCUACAUGCUCGUUACCGAUGCCGCCUUCCAGAUGGACGACCGCACCGUGUGGGAAAGCCUCGAAGACACCAACGGGCACCACACUCGCUUCUUUGAUGCACAAUUCGAGCAAGUGGCUCGCUCAGAACGCGCAUGGGGCGUCACUCCGAAUGGCGUCGGAUCAGGCACCAAUGCUGACUAUGCACUGGCCGUGCGCCUGCAGCGCGAAGAGCGCGAACGUGCUCGGGCCGCUCAACGCGCGCGGCAGCACCAUCGAGAACUGUCCCUUGGAAGAAGACCUGCUGAAGGCGACACAGGUGGCGCAUCAACGCAGCGCCGCCUCUCCAAGAUGCUGCCCAAGAUGCUCCGGAAGGGCUUUAAGAAGUAG
Messenger RNA from Malassezia restricta, 1584 nucleotides. RefSeq names its product ubiquitin carboxyl-terminal hydrolase MINDY-1/2. Gene Ontology annotation, molecular function: K48-linked deubiquitinase activity; cysteine-type carboxypeptidase activity; cysteine-type deubiquitinase activity. NCBI's taxonomy places the organism in Eukaryota, Fungi, Basidiomycota, Malasseziomycetes, Malasseziales, Malasseziaceae. The record is from RefSeq and is a predicted model, not a curated record. Gene Ontology annotation, biological process: protein K48-linked deubiquitination. The transcript has a single exon. Gene Ontology annotation, cellular component: cell periphery; cytosol. Bases 1 to 1584 code for a protein of 527 amino acids.